AUAAUAAGAGUAUAAAGGCAACACGGGGCAUAUUUAUCGGUUAGUAUUCUUGUUGGCGCGCGAUAAUGCUGGGCCGGCUACGCGAGAUUACAAACGAAAUUGCAUCCAGACGGUCCCGCGAUGACAAAUAAAGUCGAAAAUUUAGAUGAGCUGAUCAUUCGCUAUUUAGACCUCGGCGAAAAGAUCGUCAGCCACGAAGCCGCUCCGUUGACGAAACCCGGUGAAAAUUUCGGCUCGGAAAUAUUAAGCGUGGACUUUACGGUGGAGAACCCAACGGACGGCUCGCGCAGGAUCCUAAGCACGGUUAUAAAGCUGGUACCGGACGGCGAAUACGCUAGGCAAAUGUUCAACACUCCGGUCACGUUUAGGAACGAGGUCGGUUUCUACGACAUCGUCGUCAAAAAACUGCAUGCCUACCUUCUGGAAAAGGGCGUCGAGGAUGGCGCAAACUUCGCUGUCAAAAGUUACGGUAGUCGUUUAAGCCUCGACCCGGAUAGCCGAAACGUCGACGACGACGCCGUUUUAGUGCUCGAGAAUGCUAAAAAACUAGGGUACGUCACUGUGAACAAACUGGCGGGUUUCGACUUCGACGGUGCCAAAUUGAUCCUCGCGACGCUGGCCAAGUUCCACGCGGCGACGCUAGCCUUCAAACUGGAUGAGCCGAAAUCGUUCGACGACGCGGUCAGACCGUACCUGUGGGACUUCCAAGAGGACCCGCGGUACGAGGUGGCUGUGGCCCGUCAACUGACCAAAUUUUUGACGGAACAGAAUUAUCCGGACGGCGUGGUCCGACGCGCUGCCGACUUGAUGCGGAAACGCAGCGACCCGUCUUCGCCCGAACCGUGGUCUGCGGUUAUUCAUUACGAUUGCUGGGUCAAUAAUUUUUUGGUGAAAUACGCGGCAGACGGCAGACCCGAACACGCAGUCCUCGUCGAUUUUCAACUGAUCGGUUACAAGUCGCCCGCCCGCGACGUCGUUUUUUUUGUUUUCACUAGCGUCGCAAGUGACGUUUUGACGCGAAACGUCGUCGAUAGUUUGUUCGCUCAUUACCACGAAUGUCUCGUCGAUCGACUGGAACUGUUGGGUAUCGAUACGUCGAAGUUCUCUUUCGAAGAUUUUAGAGAGGAAUUGAAACGGGCAGCCUUGGACAGCGAAUUUUACCACAUCGCGCUGAUGCUGCCCCCCAUUUUGGAAAAGGACUUCGUCGAUCUGAGUUACAUCGAGGAACGCGGCGGCGCGGACGACGCGCGAUGCCUCUGGAACGACGCGCACAAGCGAAGAUUGCGAUUCGUCGUGGACGAGUUUCGGAGUCGCGGCUGGUUCGAUGAAAACUGACCAAGUUCUGUUAACUGCGGUUCGCGUAAAGAAAUUGCUUGUUUUCACACAAAGUCAGCCUUUUAUUUCGUACCCUGAUCACGGUUAUACCCAUAGAGGUAUUAGAGAAUAUACGGUCGGCUAAUACGAUAAAACCACAUAGUUAC
Cylas formicarius (sweet potato weevil) is the source of this 1481-nucleotide messenger RNA. RefSeq lists its product as uncharacterized. Bases 121 to 1335 code for a protein of 404 amino acids. The transcript is spliced from 3 exons. NCBI's taxonomy places the organism in Eukaryota, Metazoa, Arthropoda, Insecta, Coleoptera, Brentidae. The record is from RefSeq and is a predicted model, not a curated record.